GAAAGUAUCAACAUCCUAUGUUAAUAAUGGAAUUGAAGAUGUUGAAAAUAAUAAUGCAAUAUGACAAUAGAGCAGUUUACUCAAGGAAUUGAGACGCAUGGAUUCACUUAUUUCACACGUUGGAAAGUAUCAACAUCCUACAUUAAUGGACUGGAGGAGGUCGAGAAUAUUGCAGAAGGCAGUAUGGCAGAUCACUCAAGUCACGCUGAUACAUGAAUUCACAUUUCUCACGCGUGGGAUAGUAUCAACAGCCUACGUUGCAAAUGGACUAGAAGAUGCUGAGAAUAAUACGUGUUAUAUGCAAUAUACAUAUGGCAGUACGGCAGUUCACUUAAGGAAUUCUGACGCAUGGAUUCACUUAUCUCACACGUGGGAAAGUAUCAACAUCCUAUGUUGCAAAUGGACUUGAAGAUGCUGAGAAUAAUACGUGUUAUAUGCAAUAUGGCAGUACGGCAGUUCACACAAGGCAUG
This is a messenger RNA of Rhopalosiphum maidis (corn leaf aphid), 471 nucleotides long. RefSeq lists its product as uncharacterized. NCBI's taxonomy places the organism in Eukaryota, Metazoa, Arthropoda, Insecta, Hemiptera, Aphididae. The record is from RefSeq and is a predicted model, not a curated record. Bases 98 to 409 code for a protein of 103 amino acids. The transcript is spliced from 5 exons.